AUGCCUUUACUUUUCCGGCAGUUCAAGUCGCUUGCGAAGCCCUUCGCUUACAUAUCGAAGCUCUCAGCAAGACAACCCAUUCAUGUUAUUCUGAUUACAAUCUCCCUGGCGGCUGUCGCAUACUUGUCGGUGGUUCGCAGCUACUUCAAUGGGUGGCAGCUGGACACCAAAAGCAUUUUCGCGGGUAACAGUGACGCCGAUCAGUUGCAAGACGAAUGCAUUCACUAUCUGCACGCAGGUGAUGCAGGCGCGUGGACAAAGCUGAGCGGCGAAGAAGUCGCUUCUGCUGUGUUCUCCGAGCACUACUAUCUUACGCAACUGGACUUCAAGUCGCACAACCGCACCCUCAGCCUACCCGAGCUGGAUAACGUUGUGGUUGAGAGCAAUGGCACCAAGUUCGUUCUCCAGGAGAACCUGACGCUACCCAAAGUGCUGCAUUCCAAGGACGGUACCACCUGGACACUGAGACCUCACCGCUUCAGACUCUACGACAUCAAAAAUGGUAUCAUCUCAACAAUCAGCACUUUGCUUGGGAAAAUUCAGGAUGCUGAGAUGUUUGACGUAUUCAUUAUCGGUACUGCUUAUGUUGCAAUGCUGUACACUGUUGCAGGUCUCUUUCUCGAGAUGAGAAAGAAAACCGAGUCGAAAUUCUGGAUUGCACUGGCCGCCAUUGUCGGUUCCACGAGUGCACUAUGCCUCGGACUGUACACUAGUCAAGUACUGUUGGAGCUGCCUGUCACCGCUUUGAGUUUGAUCGAAGGUAUCCCCUUCGUUGUCGUCAUUGUGGGCUUCAAUCACAAAAUUAGAUUGGCGUCUUACCUCCUCAAUUACUUAAAGAAGUACGGCUUUUCUCAAAAGUAUGACGCUUCUGAGCUAGUCUUCCACGCUAUGUGCGAAGAAGGCGCUCGCUUGCUACAAGACCAUUUAUUAUGCAUAGUCGCCUUCCUAGGGUGCUCUCUCUACGCUCACGACCUCACAGCGCUUAGAAACUUUUGCAUUUUGGCUUCAUUGGUUCUUUUCUAUGAUUUGAUCUUGACCUGCACAUACUACGCUUCCGUACUGGCUCUAAAGCUUGAAAUUAACAUUAUUCACCGUUCUACAAUCAUCAAGGAGACCCUCGAGGAAGAUGGUGUUAUUAAGAGCACCGCGGAGUCUGUAUCUGUUGCUGAAACCCAAUCGAAAGCUUCCAUUCUCACUUCAAACACCAGUGUCAUUCUACUGAAACUGCUCGUCGUUAUCGGCUUCAUAAGCUUCAACUUCUACAGCUUUGGUGCGAGAUGGACAUACCAGACGUUUUCAGCAUUAUACUCAAAGCCAUCAGACCCUGUUCUACCAGACUUCAUUUCAGGUAGCUUAGGAAAGAGCGGUUCGAGUAGUGUACUGAUAUCCUUGGUACCUGCACAGUACUACCAGCCAAUGAAGGUAUACUUUCAAGUCGAAGAUUUGAUCUUGUCUACUCUGCGUUAUGUGAGUGUGUCCAUCCGUGACAGAUUUAUCAGUAAACUUGUACUGUUUGCUCUAGUUGUGAGUGCGUCCAUCAAUAUCUAUUUAUUGAACGCUGGAAGAAUCCACACGGAGUUUACCGCUAAACAACUGCAGAAACUCAACAAAAAAAAAUCAUCUGCUGCCUCCAAACAACACGCUACCGAAAAAACUAACGGUAAGUCUGUAGCCCCUGCCCCAAAGAAACCUAUUUCCCCUCCUUUGACAUCUAAGUCAUCAUCCGAAGAAGAAAGCGAGAGCGACCUAGAUGAGAAAACUGUGCGCCCUCUAGAGACCCUAGCAGAAAUCAUGAAGUCUGGGGGAGUCAAGAGCAUGAACAACAGAGAAGUUGCUUCCCUAGUCGUCGGAGGCAAGUUGCCACUGUAUGCAUUGGAAAAGCAACUGGGUGACACAACGCGCGCUGUUGUCGUUCGUCGUCGCGCAUUGGCUAGACUUGCUGACGCUCCUGUACUUGAAACCGACCGUUUGCCAUACAGACACUAUGAUUACGACCGCGUUUUGGGAGCUUGUUGUGAAAACGUUAUUGGUUAUAUGCCUCUCCCAGUAGGUGUCAUCGGUCCCCUAGUCAUAGACGGCGUUCCCUACCACAUCCCAAUGGCUACCACCGAAGGUUGCUUGGUAGCCUCCGCAAUGCGUGGAUGCAAGGCUAUCAACGCUGGUGGUGGUGCCACUACCGUUCUAACUAAAGAUGGUAUGACUAGAGGCCCAUGUGUCAGGUUCCCAACACUGGCAAGAGCUGGCGCUUGCAAGAUCUGGCUUGACUCUGAAGAAGGUCAAAAUAGGGUCAAGAAGGCUUUCAACUCCACGUCCCGUUUUGCCCGCUUGCAGCACUGUCAGACCGCCUUAGCAGGCGACUUGUUGUUUAUUCGUUUCAGGACUACUACUGGUGAUGCUAUGGGCAUGAACAUGAUUUCCAAGGGUGUCGAAUUCUCCUUGAAGCAAAUGGUUGAAGAAUUCGGCUGGGACGACAUGUCAAUUGUUUCCGUGUCAGGCAACUACUGUACAGACAAGAAGCCAGCGGCAAUUAACUGGAUCGAAGGUCGUGGUAAGAGUGUUGUUGCCGAAGCUAUCAUUCCUGGUGACGUGGUGCGCAAGGUUUUGAAGAGCGAUGUCAAGGCUUUAGUUGAACUGAACAUUUCCAAGAAUCUGAUUGGAUCAGCCAUGGCUGGCUCUGUCGGUGGUUUCAACGCCCACGCUGCCAAUUUGCUAACUGCUGUUUAUUUGGCCCUGGGACAGGACCCUGCGCAGAACGUGGAGAGUUCUAACUGUAUCACGUUGAUGAACGAGGUCAACGGCGAUCUUAAGAUCUCUGUGUCCAUGCCUUCGAUCGAGGUGGGCACUAUCGGUGGCGGUACCAUUCUGGAGCCCCAGUCUGCCAUGUUAGACCUGCUAGGUGUCCGCGGACCACAUCCUACGGCUCCCGGAGACAACGCACGCCAACUGGCUAAGGUUGUGGCUUGCGCGGUUCUUGCCGGUGAACUUUCUCUGUGUUCCGCGCUGGCCGCCGGCCACUUGGUGCAGAGUCACAUGAUUCUAAACCGUGGAAAAAGCACGCCAGCGACCCCGGCAACCCCGGCGACCCCUCAAGAGGGCGUCAAGCGCCUCAAAGAGGGCGCCGUCAAUUGCAUCAAAUCGUAA
This is a messenger RNA of Lachancea thermotolerans CBS 6340, 3141 nucleotides long. It is a transcript of the gene HMG1, whose product is annotated as hydroxymethylglutaryl-CoA reductase (NADPH) HMG1. Lineage: Eukaryota; Fungi; Ascomycota; Saccharomycetes; Saccharomycetales; Saccharomycetaceae. The transcript has a single exon. The coding region runs from base 1 to 3141 and encodes 1046 amino acids. The record is from RefSeq and is a predicted model, not a curated record. Gene Ontology annotation, biological process: coenzyme A metabolic process; ergosterol biosynthetic process; isoprenoid biosynthetic process. Gene Ontology annotation, cellular component: endoplasmic reticulum membrane; peroxisomal membrane. Gene Ontology annotation, molecular function: protein binding; hydroxymethylglutaryl-CoA reductase (NADPH) activity.